Molecule: messenger RNA, 2982 nt
Organism: Suillus fuscotomentosus
Lineage: Eukaryota; Fungi; Basidiomycota; Agaricomycetes; Boletales; Suillaceae
Exons: 17
Coding region: 1-2982 (993 amino acids)
Source: RefSeq, a predicted model, not a curated record
AUGUUAAAAUGUGACCAUGAGCCGCAUCCUGCCAAUCACGCUGGUGAUGCAUUGGCAACUGUGGACACUCCGAGUCCCCAACUUCAAGUUGACGCAUCUGAAUUUUUUCCUUCUGCCAAGCCCAUAGUAGUGCUUGGUCCUGCCAGUGGUACUCCAGACAUGGACAGGUCGUGCCGUGAGUCCCUCAGGCUGGAGCCUGGGUAUAAAGAAGCAGAAGUACCUCAGGAAACAAUUCAAGCCACUGUUGCAGCCGCCUCUCGUUCAAGUCUAGGACUCGGUGUCAAGGAAAACGAAAGACCUGGAGCUGCGGCCACCGUCGUUAGUCCGAGUCUGACUCGUAAAAGAAAAUUUGGCUUGGUGAAAAGCUGCAAAAUCAGAGUACAAGCUCGAUUUAAACUCCCACCGCGGCAGCGUGAUGUUGACAAGGAGAACAAUGCAUUUCUAUCUCUGAGUCUGAAUCUUGCUCCAGUUGCUGGCAUCAAGCGCAUCCGGCGGGAGAAAACAGCCGCACCAGUUCCCGCCACCAUCAGCACACCGACGAAAGUCAAAAUCAGACAACACAAGCCCCAGGUGUUUGAUGAAAAACUUGGAGUACGAGUCACGGUGGAACUACCUACUAUUACUAACUGUGACAAUGUUCUGACGCCAGCUGCCUUAGUUGAUGUACUACUCGUAGCAGUUCUGCCAACAGAACUGGCAGAACCUCAGGCUGGCGGGUGGCAGAAUUGCGGAAUGUUCCUUGAUGGAAGCACACAUCGAGUCAAUCAUAUCCCCAAGUCCCAUCUUUGUUUGCCAAUCAUGAAAUUCCCUCCCGAAUGCAUUCAUCCAGAGUCGGUAUUGUACUAUGACUCUCGCCGAGUGACUGCGACGUUCACCCAUUUAUUCCACUCGUCCUGGGUCUUUUCGCCAAUCCGAGCUCCAGUCGCAUAUCCCAGACUGCCAGGGAAUCACAGCUGCAGGAAACGUGUAGUCGGUAAUGAUCUCAUCACCCUCGUUUAUGUUACCCUGCACGUACUCCGAGUCAACCCGCUAACUUUCCACCUCCCUCAGCGUGUUGAUUCAACUUCGGCCGAACUCAUCAACUGCCGCAUAAAACUCGUUCAAUUUGAUUUUUUGAUGCUAUGGGGAUAUUUGCGAAAUGGAACAACCAAUACUGAAAGCCAAAUUAGGACUUUCGGGUCCUGUUUCAACGGUGCUCGUCUGCGGCUGCCAGCGAUGUACUCUCAGGCUGAUCCAGGCGAUCCACAGUACAACUUCAUCGAUAUUGACACUCAAGCAGGAUACCGCGUCAACGAUCAGCCGCAGCAGUCUGUGCCGCCACUGGCAUCCAUUUCCGGGCCUGUUCCAUUCCAACACCCCAACUUGAACUUGGAUGCGGGCUACACAGCAGGUUAUCGUUAUAUUUCCUCCCAAACCCAACCUGAGCAGGGACCGCUAGCGGUAUCCUUCUCUGCUCAAAGCCAAGAUUCGUUCUCGCUCGAUGUGCAGGCGAGUGGUCGUGAUCUUUACCCCACUGGCAACCAACUGCCAACGUCACCCAAUGACCCACCCGUAGACUAUCAGUACUACCCCUCCGGAGAUUUUAGUGUUGGUGAAGGGCCAUCGACAUCGUCCCAGGUUGAUCCAAGUCCUUAUCCCAACAUCGUUGAUGCCCAAGCGGGCGGCCAUCGUGAUGUUCAAUACCCUGCUAGCUCUGGCAGCCAGCUUCCAGUGUCAUCCAACGACCCAUCUAUACCAGACUAUCAGUACCCCUCCGCGUUUCAGGUUGAUCCAAGUCCUUAUCCCAACGUCCUUGAUACCCGCCGUGGCAACUACACUAUUGUGACGGAUGCUGAGAAUGAUGAAUCAAUAAUAUUUUCCAAUGUUUCAUCUGUUCAACCUACCCCCUUCAACUCCUUUAUGGGCACCAUGUUUCCGGACCCCAACAUCGGUGCCCGCACGAACUAUAAUGACAACUACUCAGCUGUUGGAAACUCGGCAGCCGCUCGAGUCGAGUCAGCUCCAAGUGCGACUCCUUACGCGGCCUCAAUGCACCAUUACGCAACCAUGGCCUCGCAAUUUCCCGACUUCUAUGCGCCUUUCCAAUCCGCUGAUGGCGUUUCUACAAUGCCUGACCCGGAAGAUGUAAUGCCUCUUCAUGCCGGCCAGCCAUUGCCUUUGGAUGAGCCCCUGUGCUUUGAUGCACCGAGUUUCGGGAAUCCGUUGCCUAAUGAAGAGCCGUCUGGAAGCCGGCCGUCAAGAAAAUGCCGUCAAGUUGACCCCUUCAUCGCAUUUGAUCCGCUUAAAAAAAAGCUGAGGGGUUGGACGGUUAAUACUAGUAAGGAUGUUCCGGAUCUUGCAACAUCCUCGUUGUCCUCCAAGCCUCUCAUUGCUAGCUCUGAGGAAUCCACAUCCCAGCAGCCUGGCGUAGGACCAGCCAAAUAUGAAGAGAACCACCCAAUUCACCAGGAUAUCGUUAAAAAGGCGUUGGGCGGUGUUAUUGACACUGUAGUCAACGGCUGCCCCUUCUUAUUUGAAGACGAACGAAAGCAGGAGGUCCAUUCGGCGCUAACCACGGCAACACAUACAGUUGCGGAUGACACUCUCAGCGCCAUCAACAAACAUCAUGGCUAUUACCAGAAAGCAUGCCCUACACCUAGUCCCGCGUGGCCUUCGUUCCCCCCCAAAUUCAUUUUCAAGGCGGGCAGAUCGAAGCCUUUCGAAAAUGAGGUGAUUCAGGACCUUGUCCAGAACACCAUUAUAGACCUUGAAUAUCAGCCACACGUCACCUCACUGGAUGGAAUGAAGCGUGGGGGGAACGACAACGUCGAAUUUUCCGUUAAAGAAUUCAAACCCAUGCAUACCAGGCUAAUGGACUAUAUUAAAGAGGAUAUCGCAUCCGACAAAGAGCUAUUGGAGUGGUGGGAGAAUCACAAGUUGCUCAUGCAAUGUAGAUUGGCAGACAUAUACGCAUUCUGUUCAAAACUCAAAGCCAAGAAAUGA